AACUGCGUCGUUUUCUUCAAAUUCUGAAGGCUGCCGCCGGUGUGGGCACAUAGUCGGCAAUCAAAUUUUGUUGUCGGUUUGAUUUCUAAUUUCCAGCCAGAUUGUAAUUGUUAUUGAAGUAGCAAAUAGAGAUUGAAAUCAUUGAAAAUUUGAUAAAAAAAUUGUAAUUUCUGAUAUUCUAUCGCGAUGGGCAUUCAUUAUAAGUUCAUGAGUGCAAAAGAUUACAAUUCAAUUCCAUUAGGUAAUGCUUUUAUCUCUGUUCUUUUGUUGAAAAGGAAAAUUGUUGAAUUGAAUUAUAAAUCAAAAAAUAAAUCUGAUUCUAAUGGCUUGUGUUUGGGCACUGAUUUUGAUCUCUUAUUAAUUAAUGCUAAAACUAAUGAAGAAUAUACUGAUGAUUCAAUGUUAAUUCCUAAUAAUUCCACUGUCUUGAUUCGCCGUCUUCCUGGAACUCGGCAUCGUAAGCCUAUUGACGCUUCACCUAUUCUUUUUGUUGAAAAACAGCAGCCAAAACGUGCCUGUGAUAAGAAAACUGCUUCUGCUUCUUCUGGUACUUCUAGUGCUGGCUCUGCAAGUAUUAUUACUGAUAAUACUGGUUCUGCUAGUACUAGUAGUAUUGGUUCAGGCAUUAAUGAUUCUGGUUCUAGUAGUAAUAUUGGUUUGUAUAGGAGUAUGAAUGUCUCUGUCACUGCUGCUGCUACCAAUUCUAGUUCUGGUUUUGUUUCUCGAAUGACAAAAUCUACUCAGGACUCUAGAUUAUUUGAUAAUGGUUUGUGUCCGAUACCUGGUAUGGGGUCUAGCACGAAUCUGGGUGAAUUGGAUGAUGAGGAUAGAAAGAUUAAAAUUCUAGUCAAUACUCCGGCAUUGCCCGGUUUGGGACUUGGGAGCGAAAGUGUUGGGGUUGGCAGAGUUGUCCGAAGAAUGGGUGGUUAUGGUUUUUGUGGUAGAUUGGAGAAGAAAACACCUCCUGAAGGCUAUGUAUGUCGCAGGUGUAGAUUUCCAGGGCAUUUUAUUCAGCACUGCCCUACUAAUGGUGAUCCAGAUUAUGAUUUUAAAAGAAUGAGGCCUCCUAGUGGUAUUUCCAAGUCGAUGCUGAUGGCAAAUCCAGAUGGCCGUUCUGAAUUGUUGAGUGUUGCUGCUGCUUGUACUGGUGUUUUGCAGACAAAUGAGAAAGAAAUGGAAUGCUCAAGUUUGAAGAGAGCACGGCUUUUUACUGAUAUUCCGGAAGAACUUCUCUGUCCUCUGUGUAAGCAAGUAAUGAAAUAUGCUGUUCUAACAAGUAAAUGUUGUUUCAAGAGCUUUUGUGAUAAAUGUAUUAGGGAUCAUCUACUUCUUUCUAAGCUGAACUGUGUUUGUGGAGCAACAGAAAUGCUUACAGAUUAUCUUAUUCCGAAUAUAACUGUUCGGAAUACCAUUAAUCGCUUUUUAGAGUCUGGUUCUGGUAGUAGCAGUAGCCGUGAAAGUGCUAAAAGCAAUUCUGUUCAAAUUGAGAACAAGCAAUCAGCUUAUUGUUGUUCAACAAUUCUAUCUGCUGAAUCAUCUGAGAAAGAGCAAAGACAAUCCGACUCGACACAACAAUCUGCUAAGACAGCCGAUGAAGAAGUCCAGCAAAAGACAGUUUCUAAUGUGAUAGCAAAGAAGAAGAGAAAGAGGAAAGCUUCUGAAAAUGCAGAGGUUGUAAGCCAUAUGAUGCCAGAUGGCCCUUAUGCCUAUAAUCCAUAUUGGGAUGCUAUGCAAGCAAGAAUGGGAGGAUAUAUGGUUCCUUAUGGUGUUGGUGAUAUGACAUAUGGUGGUUGGUGA
Jatropha curcas is the source of this 1797-nucleotide messenger RNA. Its product is annotated as E3 ubiquitin ligase PARAQUAT TOLERANCE 3-like. The record is from RefSeq and is a predicted model, not a curated record. Lineage: Eukaryota; Viridiplantae; Streptophyta; Magnoliopsida; Malpighiales; Euphorbiaceae. Gene Ontology annotation, biological process: mRNA processing; protein ubiquitination; ubiquitin-dependent protein catabolic process. Gene Ontology annotation, cellular component: nucleus. Gene Ontology annotation, molecular function: zinc ion binding; ubiquitin protein ligase activity.